Messenger RNA from Leptopilina heterotoma, 2976 nucleotides. RefSeq lists its product as uncharacterized. The record is from RefSeq and is a predicted model, not a curated record. The coding region runs from base 1 to 2976 and encodes 991 amino acids. Lineage: Eukaryota; Metazoa; Arthropoda; Insecta; Hymenoptera; Figitidae. Gene Ontology annotation, biological process: DNA integration. Gene Ontology annotation, molecular function: nucleic acid binding. The transcript has a single exon.
AUGAAACUGCAGGGCAGUUCAGAGUCAGCAAUCGAUUAUAUAUUUCACAUCGAUGACGAUGCGACAAUUACAUGUCAAAUAGGUGGAGUAAAUCUAGAGAUGCUUAUAGAUUCAGGAAGUAAGUGUAAUAUUAUUUGCGAAAAAUCGUGGGAUUUUCUAAAGUCGCAAAAUUGUAAAGUUAAAUCUCAAGAUAGAAACCCUGACAAAAUAUUUAUGGCCUAUGGAGCGAACGAGCCUUUAACAGUGUUAGGAUUAUUUGAGGCAGAAAUUCGAGUAGGGCUUGAAACUAUUUGUGGAAAAUUUUAUGUGAUUAAAAAUGGACUGAGAAAUUUACUGGGUAAAGAUAGUGCAAUUGCUCUCAAAGUUUUAAAAAUUGGUAUUGUUAUAAACGCACUAAAUGAAGUCCAACUUCCAAAAUUUAAAGGCGUUACCCUGGAAUUCUCUAUCGAUGAAACUAUUACACCUGUUCGUCAGCCAUAUAGACGUAUUCCUAUACCUUUAGAAACUAAAGUAAAUAAUAAAAUUGACGAGUUGGUUGAAAUGGACGUCAUCGAACCAGUCACGAAGCCGUGUAAAUGGGUUUCCCCUAUGGUACCAAUCUUGAAAGAAAAUGGUGAUGUACGUAUUUGCGUUGACAUGCGUUGUCCCAAUAAAGCAAUAAUCAGGAAGAAUCACCCAAUACCAACUAUGCAUCAAUUAUUGCCGAAAUUUCGAAAAGCCACAGUUUUCUCUAAAUUAGACAUUUCCAAUGCAUUUCAUCAAAUCGAAAUUGAUGAAAAUUCCCGAUAUAUUACUACAUUUAUUACAAGUAAAGGUUUGUUCAGAUAUAAGAGGCUUAUGUUUGGGAUUACGUGUGCUCCCGAAAAUUUCCAAAAUAUUAUGGAAACUAUGUUAUUAGGAUGUGAAGGGGUUGUUAAUUUUAUUGACGACAUCGUUGUCUUUGGCAGUGAUGAAAAGGAGCAUAGCAUGAGACUUAGGCAUGUCUUACAAGUUUUAAGAGAAAAUAAUGUUUUGCUUAAUGAAAAUAAAUGUAUAUUUAAUGCUAAAGAAAUCAAGUUUCUUGGGCAUAGAUUAUCUUCAGAAGGAAUCAGACCACUAGAUAAAUAUUUAAAGACAAUUCAAUCAUUUCGUGAUCCCAAGAAUAUUGGAGAGAUUCAGAGUUUUAUUGGUUUGACAAAUUUUGUUGGAAAGUGGAUCCCUAAUUUGGCAACGUUAACAGAACCCAUUCGACAAGUAUUGAGACAAAAGCUUAAUAAACAUGCCGACAUCACGUGUUUUUGGAAGAAGGAACAAAAACAAGCUUUUGUUGACCUCAAGAAAAGUCUGAGCGAAAUUCCGACUUUAGGUUACUAUAACCCAAAUGAUAAGACGCGAAUCAUAGCGGAUGCAAGUCCUGUUGGUUUAGGUGCCAUACUUAUUCAAUUCGAUUCAAGUGGACCACGAGUUAUUUCAUAUGGUCAUAAAAGUUUAACAGAUGUAGAGAAAAGAUAUUCUCAAACUGAAAAAGAGGCUUUGGCUUUGGUUUGGGCCAUGGAACAUUUUCACAUGUAUCUGUAUGGUAAAAAUGAAUUCGAAUUGGUUACAGAUCACAAGCCGUUAGAGGUAAUUUUUAAUUCAAGAUCAAAGCCAUGCGCUCGAAUUGAGCGAUGGGUUUUAAGACUGCAGGCUUAUAAUUAUAAAGUAGUGUAUCAACCUGGGAAAAUGAAUAUUGCUGACCCACUAUCGCGUCUUUGUAUGACCCCUUAUGCUACUCCAUUCGAUAAUGAGCAUCACGUAAACCAAAUUGUUCAAUAUGCUCGACAAAUUGCUCUGUCCCUAAAAACUAUUUCAGAUACGUCCCAAACAGAUCAAGACUUUCUAUUAAUCCAAGAAGGACUAACAAACAACAACUGGAAUCCGCAAGUAAAUAAUUACAGAUUGUUUGAAAGUGAACUUUGGUUACAUGAUAAUAUUCUGUUACGGGGAAAUAAAAUUGUUAUCCCAACAAAGUUAAGAGCACAAGUAUUAGCAGCAGCCCAUGAAGGACACCCAGGAAUUGUGAACAUGAAAGCUAGAUUACGUACAAAAGUUUGGUGGCCAAAAAUUGAUAAAGAUGCAGAAAACGUAGUAAGAAAUUGUAAAGGAUGCAUAUUAGUUUCGGGACCCAAUCCACCUACUCCUAUGAAAAGAAGAGAAUUGCCAACUCAAGCAUGGAUCGAUACAGCCUUAGAUUUUCUAGGACCUUUACCUAGUGGAGACUACCUUCUCGUGGUAGUAGACUAUUAUAGUCGCUACAAGGAAAUAAAAGUAUUAAGAUCAAUUACAGCGAAAGAAACAAUAAAUUCCUUAAAAGAAAUGUUUGCCCGACUUGGUUUUCCAGCUACUGUAACCUGCGACAAUGGUAAACAGUUUACCAGUAAUGAAUUUAAAUCAUUUUGUGAUGAGUUAGGCAUCCGAAUUUUUAGUACAAUUCCCUACUGGCCUCAACAAAAUGGGGAAGUCGAAAGACAAAAUAGGGAUAUAUUAAAAAGAUUGAAAAUUAGUCAAAUUCAAAAAUCUGAUUGGAAAGACGACCUUCUUACAUACCUAAUGAUGUACAAUAGCACUCCACAUGCAACAACGGGUCGAACACCUUCAGAAUUGUUUUACAGACGUCAAUUUAGAGACAAAUUGCCAAGCUUAAUAAAUAUUGAAAAUAAAGAAACGGAUCAAGAAGUAAGAGAUAGAGACAUUCAGAAAAAAUUAUACGGAAAAAUUAAUGAAGAUAGAAAGAGGAAAGCAAAAGAACAAAGUGUAGAACCCGGACAAAAAGUUUAUGUGCAAAAUUUUCAAAAACAGAAUAAAUUAACACCCAAUUUUCAUCCUGAACCACACACCGUUAUUGGUUCUGAAGGAAAUGAGGUACAUGUUCGCAACGACUCUACUGGUCAAGAAUUUAAAAGAAAUGUUAUUCAUCUCAAACGUGUGGAAGGAAAUUGGGAGGUGAUACAAGAUUAA